AUGACACAAAACUCAUCGUAUGAUAACUAUGCCUUUUAUGAUGAUAAUAAAGUUGGCGAUGGUUUUGAUCGCCAAAAACAGCAGCACCGGGCUAUUAGCAAUGAAGUAGCCGUCAAAGUAACUAAUGUGCAACUGGCAUAUGGCAGACACCAGGUGCUCACCGGUAUUAAUAUGACAGUACCGGCCAGAAGUAUAUACGGUUUACUAGGACCGAGUGGUUGUGGAAAGACAUCAUUACUCCGGUGUGUUGUGGGCAUACGGGCGCCCGAUAGCGGCCACAUAUCAGUAUAUGGAAAAGUGCCGGGACAUCCAGACAGUGGUAUCCCUGGACCCGGAUUAGGAUAUAUGCCGCAAGAAAUUGCACUUUUUCUAGACUUUUCAAUCUAUGAAACAUUCAAAUACUUCGGACGACUCUAUCAAUUAAAUGAGACUCACGUUAGCGAACGAACCGAUGAAUUGAUUUCUUUAUUAAAUUUACCAAAUAAACACAAAUUCAUCAAAAAUUUGAGUGGGGGUCAGAAGAGGAGGGUAUCGUUGGCGGCAGCGCUUAUACACUCGCCUCCACUACUUAUUCUGGAUGAGCCCACAGUUGGCGUAGACCCCGUCCUCCGACAGAGUAUAUGGAAUCACAUGGAGAUGUUGUGUCGGGAAUUGGGUCUCACAAUCAUAAUCACCACUCAAUACAUAGAGGAGGCCCGCAGUGCAGACGUCGUGUCAUUCAUGCGAAACGGAAAGCUACUGAUGGAGAGAAAUCCCAUCCAACUGUUGAAUGCCAUGAAUUUGCCAUCACUUGAGUCCGUCUUCUUGAAGUUGUGUCAACUCGAGAGUAACGACACCAGAGAUGCUAAGGAAGUGGAGUCCGCUUUCGUUGAUAACAACCAUUUGAGCGAAACUUAUGAAUUGAAAAAUAUAUCCACCGGACAGCUAAUGCCGGCGCCAAACAGCGCCAUCACCUCUUAUAAUGAGCCAACUCGACGGCUGACAAACACAUCGAGAUUUGCAUUCAUGGGACGUAUCAGUGCUCUGAACUGGAAGAAUAUCACAGGAAUCCGUAGAAACCUAUCAAUGCUGGUCAUCCAGUUCCUGAUGCCGUCGUUUCAAUGUCUACUCAAUUUCACAUGUCUGGGUCCCGACCCCUACGACCUGCCCAUUGCUGUCUACAACGCCGACAGACCGGCCGUUAUGAGUGACCUAUUCUUGAGGUCACUGAACAACCAGACCAUGACUUUGAUACCGUUUGACUCAUUAGAGGCAGCGCUCGAUCGGGUACGAGAGGGCCGGGCGUGGGCUGUCAUCACGUUUGCCGCCAAUUAUAGCCGAAUAAUGCAGAGUCUGGCCUACGAGGAGGUGAUUGAGACGAUCCCGAAGAUCGGUGUAUAUCUCGAUACCACUAAUUAUGUGAUCAGUAAUACCAUACAAAAGGAGUUAUAUUUGACGUACAAUAAGACGGCUCUCAUUAUGGCUGAGUUGGCCGGCGCUAACAUAUCUGCCUCCGGCCUCCAGAACCCCAUAUCUAUCGAUGGUAUCAUAUAUGGUGUGGAAUCACCUCAAAUGACCGAGUUCAUGGCACCCGGUCUCAUAUCAAUGGCCAUAUUCUUCGCAGCCAUGGCUUUGACGGCAAUUACAUUAGUAUUGGAGCGAAAGGACGGGGUGUUUGAGCGGACACUAGUGGCCGGAGUGAAGACAUUUGAGUUUAUUGUAUCGCAAAUUAGUACCCAAUUAAUAGUACUGGCCGUACAGGUGCUGCUCAGCAUUAUCACCAUGUUUUACAUACUGAACAUCGACUCGAAAGGGUCUAUAGUUUUGGUGUAUUUAAUAACACUAAUGCAAGGCAUGUGCGGAAUGGCAUUAGGACUGGUAGUGUCGGCGUUCAGCGAGAACGAGAGCCAAGCGCUGGCUAUGUCUAUGGCCUCAUUCCUCCCGGUGUCCAUCAUAUCGGGCAUCUUCUGGCCCGUGGAGGCGAUGCCGGCUUUCAUGAAACCCAUCAGUUAUUACGGACCCCAGACCCUCGCCUUAGACUCCAUGCGCUAUGUUAUAUCCAGGGGUUGGGAUAUCUAUAACAUGAAUGUCUUGUAUGGUAUUAUAUCACCGAUGGUCUGGUUUGUACUUCUGGUCAUAACCGCUGCCAUUGUGAAUGGCGUGGAAAUGGCCACUGAGGAGGAGAUCGACCACAUGGCGAGAGUGGCCUUAUUUUACGGCGACGAAGAGCUCAAUUGCACGGAUGAUGUCAAAAGUGAUGUCAAUAAAUACUGCAGAGAUGAGUCGUUUUGGCACUUAUGCGGCGGCACUAAGAUCGAGGAGACCGGCGCUAAAGACAUCCGAUUUCUGUUUCUCAACGUCUUAUUGCAAGCCCAGAAAAAGGCCACAACAAUCACCUUGAUCCAAUUCAAUUGUUAUACCCGACUGUUUAUGGAGCAAGUGGCGUCAGUACACAAAACUAAGGAGGAUCAGGCUAUUGUGAGGCAGCACAUGUACGAUACCUUUUUCUGGGCGUUGGACCACCUGGAUAAGUUGCCUAAAAAGCAGCGAGAAAAUGCCAAAUUCGCGGACGAAUGCGACUUCUCUAACGUGGAGUACGCGGGCGAUAGCCGUGUCUAA
Messenger RNA from Oppiella nova, 2598 nucleotides. Lineage: Eukaryota; Metazoa; Arthropoda; Arachnida; Sarcoptiformes; Oppiidae. The record is from the annotation of a GenBank genome assembly.